AGCAUUGUCCAGUUUACAUUGAGCUCUGAUCCCUGACCCAGGAGAAUGAGUCCCAAUACUUGCUGGCUUUGCAAGAUAUUCAGAGCAGAAGAAAAUGGGAUCAGUUCUAAAUUGUCUUUGGAGGAAGUGCUACAAUGGUCCCAGUCUUUUGAAAAGCUGAUAACAAGUAAAUAUGGGCCUAUGAUCUACAAGACCUACUUGAAGACGGAGCACAGUGAUGAAAACAUAGAAUUCUGGCUUGCUUGCGAAGCUUAUAAGAAGAUCACGUCACAGAGGAAAAGGAUUUCCGUGGCCAAGAAACUUUUUACAAGUUACAUCCAGCCCCAGGCUCCCAACGAGAUUAACAUUGACAGUCCUGUGAGGAAAGCGAUUAUAAGGAAUAUUCAAGAGCCAAAACAGACCUGUUUCGAUGAAGCACAGAGAUUAAUUUACAUGCACAUGGAAAGAGAUUCUUAUCCACGAUUUCUUGAAUCAAAGUUCUAUCAAAAACUCAAACACAGCCUUCAAACUAAUGGCAAUAAUUCAAUGGUAAAUUAA
Messenger RNA from Gavia stellata (red-throated loon), 537 nucleotides. RefSeq names its product regulator of G protein signaling 13 (gene RGS13). The record is from RefSeq and is a predicted model, not a curated record. NCBI's taxonomy places the organism in Eukaryota, Metazoa, Chordata, Aves, Gaviiformes, Gaviidae. The transcript has 5 exons. Bases 46 to 537 code for a protein of 163 amino acids.